This is a messenger RNA of Penicillium brasilianum, 444 nucleotides long. The record is from the annotation of a GenBank genome assembly. NCBI's taxonomy places the organism in Eukaryota, Fungi, Ascomycota, Eurotiomycetes, Eurotiales, Aspergillaceae.
AUGCCGCGUCAACAAAUCAACCUCGAACCUUACCGGGACGAGAUUAUUACGCUGUUUCAACACGGCAUCAGUAGCGACUCUAUCAGCCGCACCCUUGAGAGCCGGUAUAAUAUCCAGGUCAAAGAACGGACCAUUCAAUCGCGGCUACGGAAGUGGGGUAUCCGCAAACGCAGUCGGACCACGACUGCGGACGAGGUGCUCCAUGCGCGCAUCAAGGUGCUCUUCAUGCAAGACAGGCUGACCGAUAAGGCAAUGCUGAAGCUACUGCGACAAGAUGGCUAUGACAUCUCGGAGCGUACGCUUCGUCGGCUACGAUUCCAACUUGGGCUUCAUGCGAGGGCCUCCACGUUUGAUCAGGAACGGGGGUCUGGCCCGAUUCCAGUUCCUUUUCCUGUUGCCAUGUCAAUGCCGGUGAUUGCAGCUAAAGAUGGUCAAGGCCUUUGA